UCAAGCCCCUGCUAUUUGUUGGCUGUCGACCAAUCACGUUGCCCUCGGUCACCCACUACAGACAACAAGGUUUCCUUCUCAUUCUUUGUAGCAUUUAAUCCUCUGACCUACAUGAAGUUCCUGACAGAAGCAGCCACAGGUUUCUCCUUCUCCUGCAGCCACCAUGAAAGUGGCAUCUUUUAACAUUCAGAAGUUUGGAAAAAACAAAGUGUCCGAUCCAGAUGUUCUCAAAAUCCUAACUAAGAUCGUGUCUCGAUAUGACAUCAUUGUGAUUCUGGAAGUGGUGGACAUCAGCGGAGAGUCUGUCAAAACCUUCCUGGAUGCACUCAACAAACACAACAGGAAGCAUCACUACACUCUGAAGAUCAGCAGUCGUCUGGGUCGAACACGCUACAAGGAGCAGUUCAUGUUCCUGUACAGGGAUGACUUGGUCGACUUGGUGGGCACCCAUCAGUUUGACGACCAGCUGAAUGAGGAGAAGGUUUUCGCCAGAGAUCCAUACAUCCUGCGAUUCAGAUGCCUCAGUACAGUGCUGAAGGACCUGGUGAUGAUCCCAGUUCACACCAAACCACAGGACUCAGAGACGGAGCUGGACGAGCUCUACGACGUCUUCCUGCACGUCAAGAAGGAGUGGAGCACUGAUAACGUGAUGAUCCUGGGCGACUUCAACGCCGAUGGCUCCUACGUCUCCAAGAGAGCGAUGAAGGGCAUCCGUAUCCGUAACGACAAGAACUUCCACUGGCUGAUUGGAGACGAUGUCGACACCACGGCCAGCACCGGGAACGACCACUCAUACGACAGGAUCGUGGUCUACGGAGACGACAUGCUCCAGGCCAUCGUACCAAACUCUGCCAAACCCUUCAACUUCCAGAAGGCUUAUGGACUCAGUGACGAGCAGGCUCUGAAAGUCAGCGACCAUUACCCAGUGGAGGUGGAGCUGAAGUCCGUAAACAAGAUAGAUGACAAGGAUGGUGUGAAACCGCAGUGGCCGGUUGAGUCGGUACCUGUGGGCCUCGUGCCCCUGGACGAGGAUCUGCUGGAGCUGAAGAGAGGAAACCUGCUGCUGGAGAGGGAGAAGCUCCAGCUGGAGAUCCAGAUCCUCCGACAGAAGAUGGCCCAGAUGAACAGUGGAGAUUAUGUUUGAACUCAGGAAGGCAGAUCCGUUGAGAACAACCAACACAACAAUAAGCUCUCACUCACUUUACCACACAACCUACAGAACCACUCAGCGUUUCACUUUGAACAGACACAAACUAAUCACUGCAUCUGAUCUGGGUUCAUCUGACUGAGCCGGGGUCUUCCUCCUGAAUUCACAGCACAUAUCCUAAUUUCUGGAUGACUGCACAUAUCCCCAAACAAUAUGAACUGUGACAAACACUUUCCAGUUGUUAUUUUUUUUUACUUUUGACUGAAUCGAGAUAUCAAGUUUUCUGGAAAAUAAAUUAUGAUUUGUUCCAGAAA
Messenger RNA from Hippoglossus stenolepis (Pacific halibut), 1461 nucleotides. RefSeq names its product deoxyribonuclease-1. The record is from RefSeq and is a predicted model, not a curated record. The coding region runs from base 164 to 1144 and encodes 326 amino acids. The transcript has 10 exons. Gene Ontology annotation, cellular component: nucleus. Lineage: Eukaryota; Metazoa; Chordata; Actinopteri; Pleuronectiformes; Pleuronectidae. Gene Ontology annotation, biological process: DNA catabolic process. Gene Ontology annotation, molecular function: DNA nuclease activity.